UUCUACUAUAGAUUUCACAAAAGAGAGGGGGGGAGGGAGGAAUGGAAAACGACACAGAAGUAACAAGGUUUAUACUCUUGGGCUUGUCAAAUGACCCAAAGCUUCAGGUCAUGAUUUUUACCUUUCUGUUUAUCACCUACAUGCUCAGCAUCACUGGUAAUCUGACCAUUAUCACCCUUACCUUUUGGGAUUCUCACCUCCAGACCCCCAUGUAUUUCUUCCUCCGAAAUUUCUCUUUGUUGGAAAUUUCAUUUACAACUGUCAGUAUACCCAGGUUCUUGGGGACUAUUAUUACAGGGGAUAAAACUAUUUCCUUUAAUGAUUGUAUGGCUCAGCUAUUCUUCUUUAUUCUCUUGGGAGUUACAGAGUUUAAUCUUCUGGCUGCCAUGUCCUAUGACAGGUAUGUGGCCAUCUGCAAACCCCUGCAUUACACGACCAUCAUGAAUCAUAGAGUCUGCACACUGCUGGUCUUUGCUUCUUGGUUGGCUUCAUUCUUAAUCAUAUUCCCCUUAGUUAUGCUGUUCACGCAGCUUGAUUACUGUAAGUCCAAUGUUAUCGAGCAUUUUUCUUGUGAUUAUUUCCCCUUAUUACGUCUUUCUUGUUCAGACACCAAAUUCCUAGAACUAACAGGGUUUUCCUGUGCUGUGCUUACUCUACUGUUCACUCUGGCAUUAAUAAUUCUGUCUUACAUAUAUAUCAUCAGAGCAAUUUUGAGAAUCCCUUCUAAGAGUCAGAGGACAAAGGCCUUUUCCACAUGUUCUUCCCACAUGAUUGUCAUCUCCAUCUCUUAUGGCAGCUGCAUUUUCAUGUAUAUCAAUCCAUCAGCCAAAGACAGGGUAUCUUUGAGCAAGGGAGUAGCUGUGCUAAACACCUCGGUAGCUCCCAUGUUGAACCCUUUUAUAUACAGCCUACGGAAUCAGCAAGUCAAGAGAGCCUUCAUGGACAUGAUAAGGAAGAUUGCAUUUUUCUUAAGUAAAUAA
Molecule: messenger RNA, 980 nt
Organism: Echinops telfairi (small Madagascar hedgehog)
Lineage: Eukaryota; Metazoa; Chordata; Mammalia; Afrosoricida; Tenrecidae
Product: olfactory receptor 6C1-like
Exons: 1
Coding region: 42-980 (312 amino acids)
Biological process (GO): G protein-coupled receptor signaling pathway
Cellular component (GO): membrane
Molecular function (GO): olfactory receptor activity; G protein-coupled receptor activity
Source: RefSeq, a predicted model, not a curated record